Molecule: messenger RNA, 1460 nt
Organism: Paralichthys olivaceus (Japanese flounder)
Lineage: Eukaryota; Metazoa; Chordata; Actinopteri; Pleuronectiformes; Paralichthyidae
Product: retinol dehydrogenase 12
Source: RefSeq, a predicted model, not a curated record
ACUUACUCAGUAGUCACACCUACUUUGAGAGGACGCACUUCAGGAGCUGCUCUCUCGGUUCUCGGGGUCAGACGCUCUCAGCUCAGAUAGUGAAAUGGUUUUGCUCGAUAUUCUCUGUCACCCUCUGUGGGCCAUCUCCACGGUGCUGCUGGCGCUGGUCGUGCGCAUUCAGCGGAGAGGGCGCUGGGAUCCACUGGCCUGCACCGUGCACCUCAGAGGGAAGACGACUAUAGUGACAGGAGCCAAUACAGGGAUAGGGAAGUUCAUUGCCAUGGACUUUGCACGACGUGGAGCCCGUGUCAUUCUUGCCUGUCGCAGCGAGGCCCGGGGGAUGGGAGCAAUGAACGAAAUCCGGGAGAAAACGGGAAACCCCGACGUCCACCUGCGUCUGGUGGACCUGUCUUCUCUGGACUCUGUCAGGGAGUUUGCUCAAAGGAUUGUCAAGGAGGAGAAAGCUCUGCACAUCCUUGUCAACAAUGCCGGUGUAUCAGGUUUACCCAGGCAGAUAACCAAGGAUGGUUUUGAAAUGUCUUUUGCCACCAACCACCUGGGGCCGUUCCUUCUCACCAACCUGCUGCUGGAUCUGAUGAAGCGCUCGGCUCCGGCACGUAUCGUCACCCUCAGCUCAGUCAACCAUAAGCAGGGUGUAGUGGACUUCUCUCAUUUUCAUGGCGAGAACCUCAAGUAUUACAUGGACUCAGUCUACAACCACACGAAGCUGCACAAUAUCCUCUGUACCAACGAACUAGCUCGCAGGUUAGAGGGGACAGGUGUCACUGCAAACUCCGUUCACCCUGGUAUUGUCAUGACAGAGGUUUUGAGACACUAUCCGUUUAUGAUCCGCUUCAUGUUCAGGCUCAUUGGAUUUUUCUUUUUCAAGUCUCCAGAAGAGGGGGCAGUCAGCUCUAUCUACUGCGCAGUGGCGGAGGAUACCAAGGGGAUAACUGGGAAGUAUUUUGACUGCGACUGCUCUCUGGUUCUACCCUCGGCUUUAGCACAAGACGCUGCCCUGGCGGUCAAAGACUUUGAGAUAUGUGAGAGACUGACAUCAAAGCUCUGAGACUAUUCAGGCAAAUGGCAGCUCGAUGACAGAAAAGUCACCAGGAAAAGUCUCCACAGUCGCCAAAGUGCUACUCUUUGUGGGAACUGUUGGGUCCCUAUAAAUUUAAGGUCUUGACCUUUUUUAUGUAAUUCAUUACUCAUUUUGCAAUGUUUUUUCUUUUGUGUAAGGCACAUUGUAACCUUGUUUAGAUAAGUGCUAUACAAAUCAAGUUAUUACCAUUAUUAUGUGGGCAAAGAGCUUUCUGUAUACAUUUCCAUCGGUCAUUUGCAGGGACAUCAUUUUUUAAGGGAAGUGCAAAUGAAUGUUAGAGUUUGGGUUGGUUACUCAAAUGCAAUUAUUGGAUAUUCUUAUUAAUAUUCUUAUACAAAGAUCUUUAAUAAAUGUCACCUGAUUAUGA